Messenger RNA from Vespula pensylvanica (western yellowjacket), 1374 nucleotides. RefSeq names its product N(4)-(Beta-N-acetylglucosaminyl)-L-asparaginase. The transcript is spliced from 6 exons. The record is from RefSeq and is a predicted model, not a curated record. The coding region runs from base 212 to 1303 and encodes 363 amino acids. Gene Ontology annotation, cellular component: lysosome. NCBI's taxonomy places the organism in Eukaryota, Metazoa, Arthropoda, Insecta, Hymenoptera, Vespidae. Gene Ontology annotation, biological process: protein deglycosylation. Gene Ontology annotation, molecular function: N4-(beta-N-acetylglucosaminyl)-L-asparaginase activity.
CAGAAAGUAUCUGAGAGUUAUCGAGAUUUUUGACCUAUUUGUCCAAUAUCGAUUGUUGAAUUAUCGAUGGUUAUCAUAUAAUCUUUUGGAAAAAAGUAAUGAAAAAAUUAUCAAUUAAAAGAAAUUACUGAAACCAUCCUGGUCAAAGAUUAAGUACUAUAAAAGAUGACUGCAUAGUGAUUGAAUUUAGUUUGUGUUUAAUAAUUCCAAGAUGUAUUCUACAAAGUAUAUUGCAAUUUUUAUCUUUACAAUAUUUUCAAUUUUAUCAUGUAUAUUAGCAGAUACAAAUAAAAACAUUCCUUUAGUAGUUAUAACUUGGGAUUAUAAAGAUGCUACGGAGAAAGCAUGGGACGUUUUGCAUAAUGAAGGGAAAAGUGCUUUAGAUGCAAUUGAAGCUAGUUGUUCUUUAUGUGAGGAAAUGCAAUGUCGUAAAACUGUAGGAUUCGGUGGUAGUCCAGAUGAAUCAGGAGAAACAACAUUGGAUGCUAUGAUCAUGGAUGGCCUCAAAAUGGAUGUGGGUGGUGUUGGAGGGUUGAGAAAUGUUAAAAAUGCUAUAUCUGUUGCUCGUAAAGUGUUAGAGCAUACAGAUCAUUCUCUGCUUGGUGGAAAUCUUGCUACAAAUUUUGCUGUACAGAUGGGAUUUAAAUCAGAAUCUCUAGAAACUAAUGAAUCCCAAGAUAUGUGGAAAAAAUGGAAAGACAAUCAAUGCCAGCCCAAUUUUUGGAAGAAUGUUUUACCAAAUCCAAAAACUACUUGUGGUCCUUACAAACAAGAUAAUAUUAUGGAUUUAUUUAUGGAAAAAGAGAAUCAAAAAGUAUCAUAUACAAAUGAAGAAAAUCAUGAUACAAUAGGAGUUAUAGCAAUAGACAAAAAUGGACAUAUAGCUGCUGGAACUUCCACCAAUGGUGCAAGAUAUAAAAUUCCUGGUCGCAUUGGGGACUCUCCUAUACCAGGUGCAGGUGCAUAUGCCGAUCAACAAGUUGGUGCUGCUGCUGGUACUGGUGAUGGAGAUAUUAUGAUGCGGUUUUUACCCAGUUUUCUUGCAGUAGAAGAAAUGCGUCGUGGUGCCUCGCCUGUAGAAGCAGCUAAAACAGCUAUUCAUAGAAUUGCUGAACAUUAUCCUCACUUUACUGGUGGAGUUAUUGCAUUAAAUAAGUAUGGUCAAUUUGGAGCAGCAUGCAAUGGCAUCCCUUCAUUUCCAUUUUAUGUUAGCAAUCUUGAAUUUGGAGAGCCUAGAUUACAUACUGUAUCUUGCAUACAACAAACAUAUUGUGUUAGUGAUAAUAACAAUAAUAUUUGUUAAUAGAUUUUUUGAAGGAUAUAUGAAACAUAUGAACAAUUAUAAAUGAAAAAUAAAUUUUUUAAAUAAUCAAA